Molecule: messenger RNA, 2309 nt
Organism: Dreissena polymorpha
Lineage: Eukaryota; Metazoa; Mollusca; Bivalvia; Myida; Dreissenidae
Exons: 4
Coding region: 216-1724 (502 amino acids)
Source: RefSeq, a predicted model, not a curated record
CAUUAUUCCUGUUUCGAAUCGGAAUCCAAUAAGAGGUUUUAUUACUGUAAUUAUAAACUACUCGACGGCUCUUCAAUAUCGAGCACACCUAUUCUAAUUACUACCAUGUACGGCACAGUCAAUAUAGGUUUUAAACAAUUGUCAAACAGUAUUUAACCGUGCAUUGUAUCGGAAAGACUUGGUAUAAGUGAUAUUAGAGGAAACAACUCGGAAAGAUGGCGGAAGGUGGCAGCUGGCAUGAUAAGUCAGAUCAUGAACGCAUCCCCUGUGUCAGUGGCCUUUUGAGUCGUCACUCUCAAAUGGCGGAAGGUGAUCCAUGGCGAGAUACGGCGGAGCAUGGAGGUAUCCCACGUAAAAGCGGCCUUUACAGUCGUCACUCUAUAGUUCAGUGUGAAAAUGCCUCACUAGAGAUGUGCACUCUGAUGAACUGUCUCGGUUAUGGGCCUCCCAUCAGACAGGCACGGAGAGAUGCCUACAGGGACAGUGAUAGGCUGCUGAAUGCUCGAGGGACUGAUAUCGUAACGCAGAUCACUACUGGUAGCAAGGCAGAGGGGCUGACAUGCGUGUUUGAAAGUGACUGUGAUAUGAUGUUUGUUGUAGAAGGCAUCAUGUGUUUAGAAAAUGGUGUUGAUUCUGACAAAUUACCAAGGGAGACUACUGUGUUUACAUUAAACACCGGCGUGUGCUACCACGGACACUCUAGGCUUAAUUUACUCGAGCGACGUGGCGACAUUAUUCCAUCAAUAAUCUGUGAUGCUCUGUGUGAAGAUGAAAAUGGGCGUGUCCUCCUGAGCAGUGCUUUAUUUGUUGAUGUUUUUAAAGACAGAACAUCUGCGCCAAAUGAGAUUCGCCAUGAACGUGCAGGGCCAUCAAUGCCGAGUUCAUCAGGGCCAUUUCAUACAGACAAUGUCUUAUCUUUACGCUGCCAUUGUCCUGUCAUACUAUCGAGAUGGGCAGAGCGAACUCGCCAUUGGCCAUCACCGGAUAUCGUUCGCAAAGUCGUAACUAUGGGAUCAUUUGUAACACCUGUUGGUUUUAAGGGUAGUGAAUAUCAUCAUGUAGAAUGGAGGAUUUGUUUUAAUACUGGGGAGAAUGAACUUAUGAGCAGUCUUAAUAACACCCAGGUCUACAUUUAUGUUUUAUUGAAAAUGGUUGUUAAGGAUGUGUUAAAGCCAGUAAAGAAAGAAAUUACAUCAUACACAGUGAAAAACAUUGUAUUGUGGCUUGCGGAAAACAAUCCACAGGCACAGUUCAAUGAAAGCAGUUUGUUUUAUUGGCUUCGGGAAGGAUUGGAGAAAUUAAGAACGGCAAUAUUAAAGAUCGAACUGCCAUAUUAUAUGAUACCAGAAAGGAAUCUAAUGGCAGCAUGCGGACUGGAUGAAGGACAAAAAUGUACAUGGGUAAAUACUAUCACGGACAUGAUGAACGAAGGUUCAAAUGCAUUACUAAGAUUGCCGAGGAUACGGAAGGCAAUAAUAUCGCAUCCAGAGCCACUAAUGUGGUAUAACAAGAAGAGAGUUGAGAUGGAACUGCUACACUUGAAGCUCUGGAACAGACACAAGCAGUGCAAGGAUGAGAAUGGUGUGGUCAAUAGACAGGAUCCUAUGCUGCAGGCGAUAUCGAGUCGUAUAGUUGAGUUAGUGAAAGAGGUCCAUACGAGGAUGAAUAGGGAAGGAAGUCGUUUGAAUGAUCUGAUAGAGAUACUAGAUAUGAUGCUUAUGUAAUUGUGUUGUAAAUGCCAGUUAUUCCAUGCAAUGCAUAUUUCCAACAAUGCACUACAGAACGUAGUUAAUUUAGGGCGUCUAAACAUAACAUAUAUAUUCGAGGGCUGAACUGAACGUUCGAACGUGUAUUAUUGGAUUGUUAUGUUUUGUUUGUUAACUUAAAAAACGGUCCGUACACUUAUGUGUUCACAGUCAUUACGUACCGAGUAAAUGUAUAAAUCGGUAACUUUAUAAAUUCAUGCUUUAUUUCAGAUCAACUUUGUUAAUAAUAUCUAUUAAUUGUCACCCAAUCUUAUUUGGAGUGCUCUGAUUUAAUCCAACAAAUGUGCAUACUUAUAGAAUCUCUGUCAUACAUUGUUUUUUGUUGUAGGCACAUUUGUUUGACAUGCGUUUAUAUGUUGUGCUCCUUUUUCCGUUCACAAUAGUCCUUGAUGAUGUAACAGAGAAAUUUGGUGCGUAUGACCGUUUAAACAUUAAGCUAUACAUAUUAAUAUGCAUAUGUAAUAUGGAUCGUAAAAUGCAGAGUAUCAAAAAUGAAUGUGUGUUAGUUGAUAUAAAUUACAUCUUAAUACAUUAUUAACGACA